GUCUCCGGACACGCGGUGACGCGCUCGCAGCGACGACUCGAAAGAGUGACGGCGGCGGCGGUGGUGGUGACGCUCGGGAGGUGGGGGCAUUUGUGCUGUCAGGGGAGCAACACGGUGCAUCCCAGGAACUGCAACAACUUGCACACGGGUCCUGAGUGUUUAGAAAUGACUGAUAAUAUAGCAAGUGAUGAGUCCGGCCUUUCAUUCACCCCUCUGGUGGUCAUUGAACUGGCUAGCAACACUGAAGAAGACGCAGUUAAAUGGCUAACAAAAAGAAUCAGUGAUAAAAAGGAGGAUGGAGGCGCUGACCUGAAAAUCACGGCACUUCCUAGGGCUAAGGAGGAUUUAAGCAAAGAGAACAGAAAACUUUAUCUUGUGGGUGCUUCCAAGGAAAGACUGUUGCUUGGGGCAGAAGAAGUUGGACUUGUGAAGGAGUGUAGUGAUGGGCCAAUGAGAACCUUUACAUGCAGCAACAGGAACAGUUUCAAGGGCUUUGAAGAUAACAAGGAUGAUUUCCUCAGCAUGGCAGAGUGUCAAUACAUUAUUAAACAUGAGCUAGAUAGCCUGCGGGCCAAAAGUGAGACAAUGAUACCUGGAUACCCGCAAAUAAGCCUUUAUCCUGGGAAAUCAAUCCUAAGAAGACUCCAGUCAAAAGGGAUUUUGAUUCAAAUUUUCCCUCUUCAUGAUAAAGAAGAACUGAAAAAGUUGUCUGGUUCCUGGUUUGGCCAGAUUAAAUUUUCAUUCCAGCCACUUGAUGCAAUUCGCCACUACUUUGGAGAAACCAUUUCUAUUUAUUUUGGAUUCUUAGAGUACUUCACAUUUGCCUUACUGCCUAUGGCAUUUAUUGGUGUUCCUUAUUAUCUAUUUGCUUGGGAGGAUUAUGACAAGUAUGUUCUUUUUGCCACAAUCAACCUGGUGUGGUCAACGGUGAUUUUAGAAUUCUGGAAGCGUCACUGUGCUACAUUGGCAUACAAGUGGGGAACUCUUGUUCGAAAGAAAGAGUUUGAAGAGCCAAGACCAGGCUUCCAUGGGGUACUUGGUAAAAACCCAGUGACUGGAAGAGAUGAGCCUGUUUAUUCCAGCACAAAACGACAUCUGCGGAUAUACUUGAUCUCUGUACCCUUCGUCAUUUUUUCGUUAUAUAUUUCUCUCUGUGUAAUGAUGGUCUACUUUGUAAUGGAACAAUGGGUUUUAGAAUAUCACAGUUUCCAUCAGUCCUACUGGAGCAGUCUGUUGCUGUUUGUGCCCAGCAUCAUCUAUGCCAUUGUCAUUGAGAUCAUGAACCGUAUAUAUCGACUUGUAGCUGAAGUCCUGACUGGAUGGGAAAACCAUAGAUUGGAAUCAUCAUACCAGAACCACUUGAUUUUGAAGGUUUUAGUGUUCAACUUUCUAAACUGCUUUGCAUCUCUGUUCUACAUAGCCUUCGUUCUGCAAAACAUGCAUCUUUUAAGACAAAGUCUGGCAACUUUGCUGAUUACAUCACAAAUUAUUAAUCAAAUUGUUGAGGCCUUUCUACCUUACUGGUUGCAAAAGAGAUACAAACGGCGAAUGCACAGCAAGAUGUCACAAAUAAUAAAAUACAAAGAACUGCCUUGGGUUGAAGACGUCGAGCUGGAAACCAGUAUGAGUACUUACUUUGGAACCUUUGAUGAUUACCUGGAGCUUUUUCUACAGUUUGGCUAUGUCAGCCUUUUCUCCUGUGUCUUCCCUCUGGCAGCUUUGUUUGCAGUAUUGAAUAACUUGACAGAAUUGUACACAGAUGCCUUUAAAAUGUGCAGAGUCUUUAAAAGGCCCUUUUCUGAGCCUGCAGCCAAUAUAGGAGUAUGGCAGCUGGCCUUUGAAACAAUGAGCGUCAUUUCAGUCAUUACAAACUGUGCACUCAUCGGAAUGUCUCCCCAAGUGAAGUCGCUUUUCCAAUCUGAAACACAACUCAUUUUGCUUGUGGCAGCUGUUCAGCACUCCUUGUUGGCACUUAAAUUUAUUUUAUGCUUCAUCAUCCCAGAUGUUCCGAAGGAAAUACAGACAAAAUUGGCAAGACUGGAAUUCGAAUCACUAGAAGCCCUCAAGCAGCAACAAUUGAAACGGGCGAAGGAGGCCUUGAAUCUGAAGUAAGGCUGAAGAUAGAAGAAACCGCUGAACCAAAGACGUGGAGUGAAGCUGGAGAGAGGAUGACUUGUGCGGCCCACGCACUCUGGCGUAUGGUUUUGUCCACUUGCACGGCUUUCAAACAGAUUCUUUUUCAUUUGUUUUAUCAGGGAGUCCUAACAAAGGUUGUUUUUGAGGGGAAUUUUCUUCCAUCCGUUUUCUCUUUGGAACUUCCCUUCAUUUGCAGUGAGCACAUCCUAAGUGUGGAGGCCUCUGAUCCCCUUCACACAACUUGUGCUGCACUUUGGUAAAUUUAGAUUCUGUUUAAACGGUGCUCUUGUUUGAAUCUGAAUCUAGUGGGUAGCUGUAGCUAACUUGGGUGUCGCUCCACUUUUAUAACUUCUGUUCUGCUUGCUUGUUAAAUAAUAUAGACAAUGGAAUCAUGGUGGGUGGGCGGGGUAAAUACCCAAAUCAUCACACUUUUGGUGGUAUGUAGGACUUCAUUUUAUAAAAUUUCCAUUUGGUUAUGAUUAAUAUCCUGUAUGAUAAAAGGGCCCACCUGUCUGGCGGGCUGCUGAGUUUUUAUUUUUAAUAAUAGCAAAGCUAUAAGCGCCUGAUAGCAGCAUAUAAUUGCACAUCCUGGGCAUUACAGCCAGCCUCGUUGGUUACGUCCAAUGCAAUUCCCUCUGACCCAGGGGUUAAGCAGAUAAGGAAAGAACUGCAGCCAUGAAUACCAAGCAGAGUUCACCAGGCCAUGAAUUAUUCUUGGUCAUUAAGUAAUGGCAGUAAAACAGAAAUAGCGCACUCCUCAUAAUAAAACAGAGCUCUGCGACUGAAGGUAAACUCGAACUCGCUGC
Messenger RNA from Erpetoichthys calabaricus (reedfish), 2942 nucleotides. RefSeq names its product anoctamin 10a (gene ano10a). Gene Ontology annotation, molecular function: chloride channel activity. Gene Ontology annotation, cellular component: plasma membrane. The record is from RefSeq and is a predicted model, not a curated record. Lineage: Eukaryota; Metazoa; Chordata; Cladistia; Polypteriformes; Polypteridae. Gene Ontology annotation, biological process: chloride transmembrane transport.